CAUAUGGCGUCCAUAUUGAAGGAGUGUAUUAUUUGAAUAUUCACACAAUAUCGUAAAAUACUAUUUUAUAUCAACAAUUGCUUGUGUUUUUUUGCGUGAAGACUUAAUUUUACUUUGUGGCUAUCCGUUUAUGGAUUUUUUCCUGGGCAAUGGAUUAGAAUUCAGCUUAUAAAAUAAAAUAAAAUACAAAUUCGAUGGAAUAGAGUUUGUACUGUUUGUUUACAUUUCAUCGUAGUUUAUUUACAAAUGUACAAGAUCAUAUGCAAGGAUGGCUCAAAAAGCAACUGACAUGAGAGAUAUUGAGAUUGGUUGGACAAAUGAUCCAUUUUUUACUCAAACAAAGUCUAAAGCUAUAAUUUUGUUAGAUUAUGGCGAGGUUCCUUACUUCCUGCGAGGAAAUCCUUAUAUAACAUCUGGUUAUAGGGCUUAUCUGUCCUUUAGGAAAUGUUUAAUAAGGUGAAUGUUUAGUAUUGCUGCUUUCUGUUUCUCGAAUAUAUGCUAUUUAUACGGAACUCACCAAACUGUGGAAUCACAUAAAAAAUUUGUAUCGCCGUCACUCCCACAAACGUCUACGACCGCAUCUACAUAUUUUUGCAUGUUUACAAUUCUAAUUGUUUAAACAGCCAAUCGACGUUUAAUUGUAAUUGUUACCAAGAACCGGAUUGGCUGUUUAAAAUUAGAACUGUAAACAUGCAAAAAUAUGUAGGUACGGUCGUAGACGUUUGUGGGAGUGGCCACGAUACACAUUUUUGAUGCGAUUCCACAGUUCGGUGAGUUGCAUAGUAUAUACUGAUAAUCUGCCGGGAUAAACCCAGACUGGAAGUUUUAUUACGUUGUUGGUUUCUGUGACUGGACAAAUAACAACUUUGUUAAAUUUAUUUUUCAGUUUAUUUCGGUUGACAAAUGAAACAAUCAAUAUCUGGACUCACCUUCUUGGCUCGCUCGUUUUCUUUUUUCUUCUUAUUUACUCCAAUGCUGUGACCAUUCCAAGCUCCCUUGGAGGAUAUGCUGAUCAUGUAGUAUUCACUUCUUUCCUGCUGUUCUAUCAGGUUGGUCAGUCAUUAAAUUGCCAAUGUGACACCAAUACACCUGGUUUAAGGAAAUGAACAACGAUUGGGUCAUUCCUGAAAAUAUGCAUGUAACCUUGACCUCACAGAGGAAAUUGGGGGUAAAAAUGAUCUACCCCGUUCGGGUGCCUGAAUACACUUGCUUUUAUCAGAAAACUUUUUUCCGUCCCUUCCCUUCUGGAUGGCAGAAAUUUCCUCCUUGGGGUGAGAAUGAAUCUUUUCUGGAACGACCCAUUGAUGAGUCUGCCAACAAGCUGUCCACAAGUUGCGUUUGCACUGUUUGUCCCAAGUUGCCAUGACAACUUUGUUGAUAUUAUCAGACUUGUUGCAAGGUUGCUCCAACAAGUCUGAUACAUUCAUGACAUAACAAUAUUGUUACAACCUUGUGUCAUCAACCUUGUAACAUUCUUGUUAUAUCACGACUGUAUCAGACUUGUUAGAACAACCUUGUAACAAGUCUGAUAAUGCCAUCAAGCUUGUUACAAGUUGUUAACAGCUUGUUCCAAAAACUGGGAACAAGCAGUGCGAACACAACUUGUCGACAGCUUGUGAACAGAUUUGUAACAACUUGUUUGCAGACCUGUAACAACUUGUGUGUUUUUAUGUGUGUAAUUGAUUGUGGCUGCCAUGUACUUCACAGAAUUAAAUAAAUCAUUAUAUACCUCGUUGUAGUUCUGCAUGCUGUGUUCAGCAGGAUAUCACAUGUUCAACUGUCAUUCAGAGAAAAUCUAUCAUAUCUGGUUAGCUCUUGAUCUUGCUGGGAUAUCUUUGGCUCUCUGUGGAUGUUAUAUACCAAGUGUUUACUAUGCUUUCUAUUGUCAACCUGUAUGUAAAAUUUUGCUUGUGGAAUCAAUAAAUAACAUCGCUCUAUUAGCCUUUUCCCAAAGGAGAUCGCAGUGCAUUCUGGGAUCGUUUGGAGGGACAAAUGUAUGGAGACAGGCGUCAAAUAUGUGAAAGAGUAGAAGUAUCUACUAUCAAAUAUCAACUUUUUACACGACCAAAAAUGAAAUAUCUCCUUUUUACAUUGAACUUGUAAUUUAAAUGUGUGCUGCCAUAUUUCUUGUCCCUCCAACAAGGGAUUCACAGAAGAGAUUAUUUCGCUGGCCUCAGAGUGGCAAAACGUAAUAAAGCAACGGUUUUACUAACGCUAACCCUACUCCAAACACCAACUCUAACCCGAAUCCUAACCUAACCCUACUCCAAAUUUGUUUCUAAACCAAUCUUGAAGAAAAAAGUUUUGACAAAAUGUCAUUCUGAGGUCAGAGAAAUAGUCGAUGCCGGGAUUCACACAAUUAGACCCAGGACUUUGGGAAAUGGCUAAUUCCCCAUACCAACUCUCAAUCCUUAAUGCUUGUCAACAAACUUUCUCUUGGUUUCAGUAAGAAAGCUUAGGAUUGAUAGGAUGCAACUACCUGUAAAAAAAACACACAAGAACUCGGACGUUUCAAACCUCCCGAUGAAGUGCCUAAUUGCUUGAGACGUCCAAGUAUCAAUCUCAAGCUUUCUCAUUAUUGGUACUACAUACACUGGGACCUGGGGCCGGUUGUAUAAAAAAGUGAUUAAAGUUAACUAUAGUUAGUGGAAACGUCAUCCAAUAAGAAGCGCGUAUUUGAGAGUUAAUCACUAUUUAACUACAAAAUAGUGAUUAAAAAGUGAUUAAGAGUUUUAUACAACCGGCCCCAGACCGUUGGUUCGAGUCAGCGUCACAGGGCAGGAGAUGGUCGUCAACUUCAAAAAAAUGUUGACAUUUAUAGGAACAAGAAAAUCAAUGACAUCUCUCAAUUCUAUUUAUUUGCCACCAAAUACAAGACUACUACAUAUAAUGAAAAGAAUGGACAUUAUUUUCUCACUCUGAUCACUGCAGGUUGAACACCAUCUGCUGCACGAUAGUACUUUAAAUUGAUGAUUAAGUGCUAAGUAAUGUCAAAGUCGAACCUUGUUCUUGCUAUGUAUUGCAUUGCAUUGCAUUGCAUAAUAUUCAAUAUUGUUCUGUGCGAUGUAGUUUUGUUUUGAGAUAUGUUGUUUUGUGUUGUAUUCCUAAAAUUUAGCAAUUUUUAAAGGGCCCACAGUAAUUGGUGUAUACUGUUGUGGUGUCCCUGCCACUUGUUUCUUGCAAGUGGCGAAGUUAAAUAAAUAAAUAAAUAAACAUAUUAGUAUAUUUUGUGUAGAAUUUGCAAGUGAUAUACCUGACUGUAGUCACAGUGAUGUCGAUCAUGGCUCUACUGCUUCAACUGCAUCCACAAUACUUCACCUCACUCUGGGCUGGUAAGAGGUUGGCUUCCUUUGCAGUCAUAGGAAUGUUUGGGGUGAUACCAUCUCUACACUGGACUUGGAUACAUGGUGGCUUUACACAGAAUAUAGUACAGGUACAGUGGAUGAUCACCAUAACCCACCACCAUCAUUGUCAUCAUCACCAUCAUCAUCACCAUCAUCAUCACCAUCAUCAUCACCAUCAUCAUCAUCACCAUCAUCACCAUCAUCACACUAUUUUCUAACUACAUGUUAUUUUCUCUUACUACAGGUAUUCUUUCCUAAAGUGGUAACAAUGUAUGUUUUGGGUGGCUUAGCUAUUACAAUUUAUGGGUUGAGGUUUCCUGAAUGUAUUUUCCCAGGUGAUGAAAUCUCUUAUAUAUUGCUCUUCAGGCUGCACAGUAUUUCCAUUCAUUAUCAAAAUGUUUAUCUUACUGCAUCUGUAUUUAUUCAUUAAACUAACUUUAUUUAUACUGGAUAGCUCUGUCAGUUCUAAACUGUUCUUCCUAGAGGUUCAGUAACGAUCAUCUCUUAUUGAUCCAGUGUUACUACAGGAGGAAACCUAAACUAAACUAACUUUAUUUAUACUGGAUAGCUCUAUCAGUUCUAAACUGUUCUUCCUAGAGGUCCAGCAAGGAUCAUCUCUUAUUGAUCCAGUGUUACUACAGGAGGAAACCUAAACUAAACUAACUUUAUUUAUACUAGAGAGCUCUAUCAGUUCUAAACUGUUCUUCCUAGAGGUCCAGUAAGGAUCAUCUCUUAUUGACCCAGUGUUACUACACGAGGAAACCUAAACUAAACUAUCUUUAUUUAUACUGGAUAGCUCUAUCACUUCUAAACUGUCCUGCCAUUACCUUAUUCAUUCAGUCAUUCAUUCUAUUUCAGGUCGUCUAAAUUACAUUGGAGCAAGUCAUCAAUGUUGGCACAUCAUUAUAGUUCUAGCAUUUUGUUGGUGGUACAAAGCCAGUGUACAGUUCUUUCAUUUCCGUCAACAGUAUGGAUGUAUUGUAGACAAUAUUGACUUAAUUAGUGUAAGAACGGUUGUUUCAACUGUAGUUAGUCCAUUAUUAGUAUCUGUAGCAAGUUAACCUCGUUGUAAAUAGAAUGUUUUAAAAGUAACUGUGACAUGAAAUUUCUGGACUAAAAAUGAUAUUUCCCUCAAACAAUUUAGCUAUUCCGAAGUUGAUGAG
Messenger RNA from Paramuricea clavata, 4507 nucleotides. NCBI's taxonomy places the organism in Eukaryota, Metazoa, Cnidaria, Anthozoa, Malacalcyonacea, Plexauridae. The record is from the annotation of a GenBank genome assembly.